UGAUUAUCCAGAGAUGAUUCAUUAAAGGAAAAAAGAGGUCAAUGAGAAAAAACAAUGGCUGAUACAAGCAGACUUUCUCCGCCUUCCUCACCUACAUCGUCCAUUGGAUCAUCCUUUAGUCAGGAUUAUGAUGGGAACAGAUCACGACUAUCAAGACAAGACUCAAAAAAUGACAGCAGACUCACAGCCACAGCAAAGAGACAAAAAUAUCUUAAACGCUUGUUUAAGUUUCGUCAGAUGGACUUUGAAUAUGCAUUUUGGCAGAUGAUCUACUUGUUUGUAUCACCACAGAAAGUGUAUAGAAAUUUUCAGUACAGAAAACACACAAAAGAUCAGUGGGCAAGGGAUGAUCCAGCAUUUCUGGUGCUGUUGAGCUUUUGGUUGGUUGCAUCAUCUAUAGGAUUUGCCUUGGUCCUGGGACUUACAUUUGUGGGGUUCCUGAAGUUUAUACUGUGGGUUGUGUUUGUGGACUGUGUUGGUGUCGGCCUGCUUAUAGCUACAUUAUUCUGGUUUAUCACCAAUAAGUAUAUGAUCCUUGCCCCACCUCGAGGUCAGGAUGUGGAGUGGGGAUAUGCCUUUGAUGUCCAUCUUAAUGCUUUCUUUCCUCUCCUUAUGAUACUUCACCUGUUUCAACUCAUAUUCCUUGUUCCUCUGAUAUACCAGGACCAUUUCAUAGGAUUAUUAAUUGGGAACACAUUUUGGUUGGUGGCCAUAUUUUAUUAUGUCUACAUCACAUUUUUAGGUUACAGUGCUCUCCCAUUUUUAAGAAACACACGGACACUGUUAUUCCCCUUGACAGGGGUAGUGCUAUUGUACAUUCUCUCGCUUGUGAUUGGCUGGAACUUCAGUCGAGGACUGUGUAACUUCUACCACUAUCGGGUCACGUAAGCUACAUAGUGUCACCUGGCAAUAUGUUGGUCAUGUGGUCUUUACAUUACAACCAGGUAUUGUAUUGGUCAGGUGGGUUUUACAGUACCACCUUGUGCUGUAUUUGUCACACAGACCACACACAGUGCCACCUGGUGGACUAUUGUGUGUACAGCAUUUCAGUGUAAAUCAUAAGAUGGGAUGAUCCUUUGUGUAUUGAUCAUCUUGAGACAUAAUCAGCACAUGUCGAAGCAUCAAAUAUAAUCAAGUUUACCUGUAGUUAUUCUGUCAUUAUGAUAUGGAUCAUGUAGAAGUAUAUUUAUUUUUUUGAGUGGUAUGAGAGCAUGACAAGAUGAAUGCUUUCCAUAUUUUGAAGCUUUCUUUAUUAUAUGAAUGUAUGUAAAUAAUGAAUGAAUGUAAGACAAGGAAAAAUGUUGCUUAAUGUUUCUUUAAGCUUAUAAAUUUUAAAAGAUUGAUUCAUAACAGGAAUUAUAAAAAAAAGUAUGAGAUACUUAUAUAUAUAUCUGGGGAGCUUAGUAAGUAUUUCUCAAAUGUGACAAAUAUGGUUUCAAUGUUUUUAUGUGUAGAUAUAUCAUUUGUAAUACAUCCAACAUACAGAAUUACAUGUCCUGUUUAUAAACAACAACAACUGACCUAGAUUAGGUAAACAUGACUUGAUGAUGGUCAGACACCUUUGUCUUGAGUCAGGUCAGUAUACAAGAUGUUGAAAUGUCUUUGUGUGGUAAAGUUUUUCUGAUGUCUUGACAAGUAUAUUCUGUGUCGUUUUUUCUGGCUGGACAACUGCACUUCUGUGGAAAUAAAACCCAUAACAUUAAUCUGUGUUCUGUGACAAAUUAAAGUCCCACAUAGUUACUGGCACCAUGUUUGAACAUGUGUACAUGUGUAUGUACUUGUUUGUAAAACUAAACUGAAAAGGAAUGUGUUGAAUUUAAGAACAGUGUAGUACAUUGAUUUUUAUAGACAUUUGAUAUAGGUAGUGGCCUGCUUUUUUUAACGUUUUUUUUCUGUAGUUUUCACUUUGUACAUUAUUCAAUUGUAAAACUUAUAAUUUAUAAAAUUUAGGUUUCUAUUCGUAUUUGUUUUUAAUUUAAUUACAAAAAAUCAGGCUUAUAUACUCCAUGUUCGUGGUGUCAAGUUGUACUGUUCUUGUAUUAUAUUGAUAGAAGGCAAACCAAGUGCAAGACAUCAACAGAAUUUAACUGAAGUGAAAAAGAGACCUUUUGAAUGUUGUCGGACACUUAUGAUAUUUGAAUUUAAUUUUCAAUACGAAUAUUUGGUAUGUGUACAUAUGCUAGUAGUUUGUUAAACAAAGUUAAUAAAUUCAUAAUUUACAGUCCAAUUAUGAAAGAAGAUCUAUAUAAAGUUUUACUCAAUAUUUUCAAUAUUCAAUGUCGAUGCUAUUUAAAACAAAAAAACAAGAAGUAAGCGAUUGUGAAUGAAAUUGUGAUUCUAAAAAAGAUGUGGUCAAAAUUGCUUAAUAAGGAAGGCUUAGAAGGAGACAGCAGAUAAAUCAUGUUAUCUCCUGCUUUAUCAACAAAUCCUGCUGUAUAAACCUAGAACCAGUUAAUAUCAUGUUCAGAAUGUAAGAUCUGCAAUCUUUAAAAAAAAGGUAUUUGAACAAGCUUCAAAUUUUAUAUUGCACAAGGACAUAACAUGUGAUUAGAUAAUGAUGACUACUAUUUAACUACUUUGUAAACCACAUCAGGAAACUUUUUUUCCAGUUUUUGAUAAGAUAUCACCUGUCUCCCUGAGCUCUUAUGAAAGCAAAACAUGUCAGGCGAAAAAGGAGUCCAGGCUGUCCCCCUAUCAACCCUAGAGACAAUAUGCUCAGGAACAUCAAACUGACACUAAAACAGGUCUCCAUAAUAAAUGUAGGGGAAUUUCAGUUUCUCUUUUAUUAUAGAUAUAGCAGAACUAAGAAAAGGGCUGAACCUAACUACAGUGUGUAACAGUGAAUACGAGAGAGUAUGCUUUAAUUACAGUGUGAUAAUUUAAUUUCAUGUCAUUGGCGAACUGCUUCGUGUGAUAUGGUGUGUAUAAAGAGAACAGGUUUCUAUUAGUGUUUUAUAGUGAUACGUGGUGUUUUCAAGCGAGAAAGAGGCUCCCCUGAUUUGUAAAACUGAACAGUAAGGUCGGGAAAUUGUUCUGUUUAGGAUAAUCAUGUAUGAGAUAAACUAUGAACCAAGAUAUACUAACUCGUUUUUAGUUAUAUCUGUAUGAAAUAUUUUAGUUAUGUCAGAUUGUACAUAUGUGUACUAAAUGUGACUUUGUAUACAUCUAUAUUGCUUUCUCAGUUAAUAGUUUGAAAAUGUAAAUGAUCAAUAAUGUAAAGAGGGUCAA
Molecule: messenger RNA, 3228 nt
Organism: Ylistrum balloti
Lineage: Eukaryota; Metazoa; Mollusca; Bivalvia; Pectinida; Pectinidae
Product: protein unc-50 homolog
Exons: 7
Coding region: 55-888 (277 amino acids)
Cellular component (GO): Golgi membrane
Source: RefSeq, a predicted model, not a curated record